CAUAGUGGCUGCUGUGCCUGUUAUCGACUACUAUUUAAAAUUUUGCGCAUAUUUGAUAUUCAUUGGAGUUCAUUUCAUUGCCACUAACAAACAUUUUAGGCGCAGUUUGAACUAGCUUUCAGCUGGUAUUGUAAAUUAUAUUUAUGCCGUGGUUAGUCGACAGCUGCGGCUCUAACCGUACGAGGUUCGAUAACGCUAAGUGAAUCCAGGCCUUUAAACAGAAUAUACAUGUUUGAUUCAGGGGUGGCAAACUUUUCUGAUAUAGUCUAAUCAAUUAGUGCUCGUAAGAUAACCACACAGUGAGUGAAGAACCGACAGCCAGGCACUUUUUUUCGUUAGGCACGAUGUCAUCGAGCCCAUUUCGUCUUCGAGGAUUAUCAGAUACUUUUCUGUCCAAAGCGGAUAUGGUGUUCGCUGGUCUUGGUUUACUCGAGAAGCAACACGAUGACUGGGCCAAAUCUCAUGCAAAGAAGGGUCAGCCUUCUCCUCAACAAGAAGAACCAGAUACUUUACGGAACAGUGAAUUUUUAAUUCCAUACUCUCGAACCCAACUUGACAGGCGGAACCAGAACGGCGACUUACGAAAAAGACUUUACAAAAGCUCAAAUCAACAGCUCUACAGUUCCAGAGAUCAUCAGUUUCUACACCCGCGAGAUCUGCCAUGCUCUAGUCGUUCGUCGAAAGUCCCAGAUCAUAGACUCCAUCCGGAACGAUGGACCAAAUACAGCCUCGACUCGGUUUCGGAUAACGACCUCUCGGACCGUGGCAAUGCAGCAGCUGCUAUGAAUUUUCUUCAAAAACAAGCUACUGCUUACAACAAAGACAACAGCCAAUUACAAACCUCGGAAGGAAGACAUACAUGCGGGUCUUUUAAUUCUAGUGACCUCCGUGCUCACUUUUCGCCUGGGUCUAUUAACUUCAGCAAACGAUCCCGUCGAAUAGAGGUAGAUCAAUCAAACGAAGACGCGCGACAACCAAAACCUCUACCCAAAGUUCUUACGCAUGAGAGUCCGCUAUCAGCCGCUCCUCGUCGAAUCGUGCCAGAGCACGUGGUUGGUUCUAGAAGCAGUCCACGCGCCAUCAUGAAAAAACGUAGCAUUGUGGGUCCAAAAACCGGAGACGGGGAUCGCAUCAAACUUAGCCAUUUAGUCCACAACGAGGACAGCGACCUCGAUCAUCACAUGCACGUAAACCAAACUAGAGCGGAUUCUACUGCUACCAGUAACGUUCCGGACAUUGGUUUCGAUGUCACUUCAUCACGUUCUUCUAGUGCGAACAAAGGCGAGAAGGCAAAACAGAUGAGUGCGUCGAAUAAUGAAUCCGGUAUCAACAUUAGUAAAGAGAUUGACGACCCCGAAGCAAGACUGACUAAUUCGCCCCCUACGGUAGUGAAGCGUCGCAGAUUUCGGGGAGACACAAGAACACGUAACAUGGAUGAGGAUGAUGACUAGCACUCAAGCAAAACAUUGUGUAAUAGCCUCACGACACAGUUUCACCUAAGAAAAAGGUUCUUAUUGGCGACUGUUACAAGCAUAAUACCUUGAGAAAAGUAUUCUAAUAUUUUAUCAUUAGUGUAUUCAUCAUCAGUUGAUAAUGUUUAAUACCUCUGCUUUUAAAGAAUAUUUUUGAAGUGCGCACCUGUGACUAUGACUCAGGUGAUGACUGAUAGUGGCAAAGCAUUACUAUAAGCAAGAAGUGCUAGGCUAUACCGUAGAUGAAAAAUAAAUGUUUCCAAAGAACAAUUUUGUUGUCUACAACAAAAUAUACACAAAACACAAAAAUUAUUUCCGAAGUUUACUAUUAGGUUUAGCCUAUUGAAACCUACUUUUCGAAGGUGCGCUAGAUUGAAGCAGACCGAUUGCAAAAAAAUCAUAUGAAAUAUUUCACUUGAAUGUCAAUUAUUUCACUUAAUUUAAAAAUAACACUUUCACUCAAUUAACGUGGCCUACCAGUACGAUAGCCCUCUCUAAAACUUAUAAGUCAAUAGCUCAAUUUAUUCAAUGGCAAACCUGUACUGCGAAAGGUAACGGUUUGUAACAUAAACCGGUAUAGCUUCUACAGAACUCAUAAAGGAUCUUGCAAUGGAACUGCCUUGGUUCAUUGCCACAAAGGCGCAUAUACAAGAUUGCAGGAUCAAUUUAUCUGUCCCAUAAAUGCACGUCCUAUAAUGGAGUAAAGAUACAUUAAGUAAAUACCUAACCUAUUUGAGUAUUUCGUCCGCCAAGAAAUGUUUGCUUGUCAGUUUAACGAUGACCACUCUGUGAACCUAAGGUGAUAAGAAAAUUGAGAAACAUAAAAGCUUGCUGAUGGUACGACACAAAACUUACCGGAACCUAAGUCCAUUGACUCUGGUUCGGGUGCUGCUUGGGAGGUGCCACCCCUAUUGACGAGCAAUAUAUCCCCUUCGGAAACGCCCUGCUC
Varroa destructor (honeybee mite) is the source of this 2421-nucleotide messenger RNA. RefSeq lists its product as uncharacterized. The record is from RefSeq and is a predicted model, not a curated record. NCBI's taxonomy places the organism in Eukaryota, Metazoa, Arthropoda, Arachnida, Mesostigmata, Varroidae.